AUGAGCAAGAGAACUGGAGGCGAUGGCUUCGCUAUGGUUGCUGCCAGACAUGCUAUGACCUCCUCUGAAGGUGGUUCUGAAAACUAUGGAGCACUGCCAUCCUCGUACCGUCGACGCAUCCGAAAGUCAAGGUCUCUUGCGACGGUACACCAAAGUAGCAAUCUUCGCCUACGAAUCCAACGUUCUGUUCCAUUCCUUCGUCGGCAAAACACAACCGUAUUUCACAAGAGCUCAGGUUCACCAUGGGAAAGGCACGAUGAAGCCGUGCAGCUUGCUCGGGCACAGUACUUUGGCGGGUCCGAUCAUCACGAAAUCCAAGAACAAGAGCUGUAUGGCUUCCACAAGAUCGACAGGAAAGAGCAUCACAGAUUCAGAAAAUCAGUUCGUGGAAGCCUGCCCGCAGAUGGCCCCCUUUCGUCCGCAGUCAAAGGAACGUCAUCGUUUACUGCGACGAUUCGGAACCGUGUCCGACAAGUCAUUGGAAGGACUUUGAACAGAAAAGACACACUCCCGCCUCAACAGCUCGAGGCUCAGCGCAACUACUUUUCGGACCUGGACCGGAAUACGGGCCUUCUGUGCGGGUCUGAUGCAUUCACAGACGCGCAAGAUACUUUGGGGAAGACCGAGUUCGGUCCUCCUGUUCCCGAAAAUGAUGACCUCGAAGACCUUGACAAGGUUCCCUAUCAUCUCACUUCUGCGGCGCGCCGGGAGAGUCUCCAUUCUAAUGCAGGAUCCCGGGUAACAAGCUGGACCAACUCCAGCAUGACGGGCUCCAUAGGCAUACGUUCAGGUCCAACGGAACGCAAUCGGCUGUCAAAUAUCAAAAAAGACGGUGGACCGCACCAGCCUUCGUCAUCUGCAGGGAAACAUAUCGGAGGAGUUGAAAUAUUUCGAGAGCCUUUACAGCCAGUUACAAACGAUGGCGUGGUAGUCUCUGCUGUCAACACUCAACAAGUUUACUCUGCUUUGAUCAAACGAAUCAAUGAAGAGGAAGCAGAAGUCGAAAGGACACGACUUGCGGUCGAGACUCUCAACCAGGAGCGCGAAGAGGUCAACAAAGGUCUACUUGCGGCAAGACAGACCAUCAGAGCAGUGCAGAGCGAUAUCUCGCUGGCGACUUUGACGGCCGACCGGCAGAACCGGCGCUUUAGCAGUCGCUCUACCUCAGGGGACCUGGAUCCGACGACUAUGGACCCCGGGACGGAUGUCCGAUAUAAGGAGAACUCUGGCAGGGCACGGGACCGACUAGUAGAGCAAGAAUCGCAGUCGAGCUUCUUUCCCUUCUCGAGCGAAAAGAGUCCGGACAGUCCAAGUCCCUUCAAGAGAUUCCUCAACGAGAGACGAAGUCGGGCUCGCGACCGGAGCAGGAGCCGAAGCAGGAGCCCCGACCAUGCACCAGAUGCGGACGCCGCAAGCGUCAUCAUCACUCGGCAGUGUAGCAAUCCUGUGAUGAAUCGAUCACGGUUUGCUUUGAGUAGUGCCAGCAUCUACUCGCGCACUACGAAUGGUGGUUCGGACGAGCGAUACCGACGUCCAAUCGACAGUUCAGAGGAGCUGCUUGCCCCGGCGCAUUCAGGAUCUGAACCAUUGGAGAUGGCGUCGAUCUUGCCAAACAAACAUGCUUCUUAUCAUCGAAGUCAAUGGAAUCCAUGGUCAGACCCAGUGGAUGGGCGACUCGACCCACCUGACCAUAACUCACACACGCGAGAGAGCGCUCAGAUUAGGUCUGAAGAGGACUCGCCCAGCACAGAGGAGAUGCUCUCUGGGAACAAUACAAGUGGACCUCCUCGUGCUGAUCUGAACACCACCCCUGGAGCGCAGCCGCUGAAAGUGCGCAUUGACACUGCUACUGGUCAAGCUCACGAUCAGCUGCGCAACAAGUUGAGUGCCGGUGCGCUCAGCAACAUUUCCAACAAGGGUGACGAUGGAAGUAAGGACAGCAGGAGUCUGCGGAAGCUAAGCCCAGGAAACCUUGCAAGGAUGUUCAAGGAUAGAAAACUCCAGAAGCCACUCAGACCUCAAAACUCAGGGAAAGAGAACAGUCCGGCGACUCGUGAGGGCUCUCCGCCAAUUAGCACUCCGGGGCGACUCCAUCUUCAAUUCCGGAACGGGGCCUCAACGGGUCGAUUACGCCAAAAGGCUGGCGAAGCGGCGUUCUAUACUCGAAAUGGUGUCCACUCGACGCCUCAAGCUUGCGACUCGAGCACACCGAGCCGAUCACACGAGAGUCCGAGUGAGACUGCCAAACACCAUCUAGUGGCGCGACUCUCUCGGCCGUUCAACAUGGACGUGCCUCCACACAAUCGUCCCUUCGACAGCAUGUAUCUUGGGAAAAGGACAUUUGGCCAUCCUGACACGUUUGGGGACAACCGUUUGAGCGUCGCGCCCAGAACCCCUGAAGAUGUGGCUCAGCUUAGAAAGGAAACUUUGCCAGAUGGGACAGAUGCAGUGCCAUCCAGAUCCUACUCUGCUGGGAGAAGUGCGGCGAAGAUCUUCGGACUCCUUGGCAGUAAGAGGAUGGUGAGCAACUUUCUGAAGAGUCGACGAGAGAAUAGAAGCACGAGUGUAGGCGAACAAAAUGUGGCAGAUGGAGGCCCAGCGUUCAUCUAG
This is a messenger RNA of Cladophialophora yegresii CBS 114405, 2610 nucleotides long. RefSeq lists its product as uncharacterized. The record is from RefSeq and is a predicted model, not a curated record. The transcript has a single exon. NCBI's taxonomy places the organism in Eukaryota, Fungi, Ascomycota, Eurotiomycetes, Chaetothyriales, Herpotrichiellaceae. Bases 1 to 2610 code for a protein of 869 amino acids.